Messenger RNA from Lineus longissimus, 15508 nucleotides. Its product is annotated as serine/threonine-protein kinase WNK1-like. NCBI's taxonomy places the organism in Eukaryota, Metazoa, Nemertea, Pilidiophora, Heteronemertea, Lineidae. The coding region runs from base 581 to 8170 and encodes 2529 amino acids. The transcript is spliced from 16 exons. Gene Ontology annotation, molecular function: protein serine/threonine kinase activity; potassium channel inhibitor activity; ATP binding. Gene Ontology annotation, cellular component: cytoplasm. Gene Ontology annotation, biological process: protein phosphorylation; monoatomic ion homeostasis; negative regulation of sodium ion transport. The record is from RefSeq and is a predicted model, not a curated record.
UAUCGUGAGGACCGUAGUUUUGGAUUAGGCCUUAAUACUGAAUAUUUUCCUUAGAUAGAACCAUUUGAUAUAAAAAUGGAUCACAUAAAUAGGUAGAGCGUAGCUCGGAACGGUGUUCUGUGCCGUUUUGAAGCCCAGUUGUUGGGUUCACUUCGAUUUUGGAGUAUUAUUUGGUAGGGAUCGUUGUGUCUUCUAUGCACACAGUGCAUCAGCUGUACAUUUUCACGACCACGACCACGUCGAGAUCAUGUCUGCUGGCAAGCCUUUUGUGGCAGAUUUUGUUCUUUCGAACACAAACUUUGGAUUAAAGGAGGACGUGACUGUGUGGUCAAAGAUCUGUGAUACGGAUAUAUAGUUUUUGUAGUAGAUUGUGAUCACUUUUGCUUCAAACAUCAGUGGUGUUUUGAGGAGUGUUGUGUUCACACUUCACAUGACAAGUUCUCUCUGUCUGCAAACCCAUUACCAAGUGAAAAUGGCGUCGUGUGGUUUGCAAACGAGUUGUCAAGUCUUCCAUACUGUGUUGGUAUACUGUAAUCAAGACCAAAGACUAUAGCAUAGCUUGGUCUUGUUGGAUAGUGUUAUGAUGAGUAAGGGUGGUCAUGCGCACCCUGUGAAUGGGGAGGUAGCGUCAAAGAAGGAUACUAGCGAUAGCGAACAUCAUAGUGGAGAGUCUGAGGUGACAACGCCUUCAAAAACUAGUUCAAAAAGUUCAGCGAAGUUUGGAAUAACGAAGAAGUCCACACCUGUCAAAACAUCAAGUUCCAAUGGUCAUUGCUUAGAUCGGGAAAAAUCCACAAGUACUACUAACAUCAAGUCUGGUUUGCCAAAGGGGACCUCAGAAGUUCGUCCGCAACCGGAAAGUACCAUUCGUAGCGGUUUAGGAAUAAAAAGCGGUAAAGAUUUGAGGAUGGCUACAGGAAGCAGUGCGAAGAAGGAGAAUGGGACCACAAAACGUAAUGAGCAAAACUUGUCAUCGACGCAAACAAUGGCACCUCCAAAGCCUGCCGGUAAUCGCUUUGGUAGAUUCAAAGUCAGUCGUGUCCCCGUACCAUCUUAUGACACAACUCACGACUCCAGCAGUGAUGGGGGAGAAGCACCUGCCUACUCUGGAGCCAUUCAUUCCGGAGCCAAGGAGAGCCAUCAUAAAAGUGCAUUCCGACCACCUACCGGUAAACGGGGGGUCGUCCAAAACAUCAGUGAUCGAUCCGAGUUAAAAGCCCAUAAGUAUAAUGUAGAUUUUGCUCCGGAGCGUGCAAAUAAGUCCGCUCUGCGUUGGAAAAGUAGUAAUGGAGACGAGAAGUCACAUGUAAAGAAACAGGUUACCAUAAUUGAGGAUAAGAAAAUUAUCGCGGCCGGAACUGUGGAAGAUGCAAAAAUAGAUAGCAGUUUGGACAAGGAAAGUAGUCCGCUGCAAGAUGCAUUGGAUAAAACUGCUGAUGUCAAGAAAUUGAGUGAUGAGGAGUUGGAAAAAAAGGAAGGUGUGCCGGAAAAAUUUGUUGAAAAAGAGGAGCCAGACGAAAAGGCUGUUGCUGCAUCUCCGAAUAAUACUUUCUUGAAGUUUGACAUUGAAAUUGGACGUGGAUCGUUCAAGACGGUUUUCAAGGGCCUGGAUACUGAAACUGGUGUAGCGGUGGCGUGGUGUGAAUUACAGGAUAAGAAAUGGAAUAAGAGUGAGUGGCAACGGUUCAAAGAAGAGGCGGAAAUGCUGAAGGAACUGAAGCACCCGAAUAUCGUGACAUUUUUCGAUUCCUGGGAAGAGUUGACACAACGUGGACGUAAGAUUAUUGUGCUGGUCACAGAGCUGAUGACAUCUGGGACGCUGAAAACGUAUAUCAAACGAUUCAAGAAAAUCAAUCUGAAAGUGCUAAAAAACUGGUGCCGACAAAUCCUGAAGGGCCUGCACUUCCUCCACACGCGUGAUCCACCAAUCAUCCAUCGAGACUUAAAAUGCGACAACAUCUUCAUCACCGGGCCGACGGGGUGUGUCAAGAUAGGAGAUCUGGGACUCGCCACGCUCAAGAACAAGUCCUUUGCAAAAAGUGUGAUAGGAACGCCAGAGUUCAUGGCACCCGAGAUGUAUGAGGAGCACUAUGAUGAAGCCGUUGAUGUCUAUGCCUUUGGGAUGUGUAUGUUGGAGAUGGCCACCUCGGAGUAUCCCUAUAAAGAAUGUACAAACGCUGCACAGAUCUAUCGCAAAGUUACAAGUGGUAUCGCCCCCGAGGCUUUUGAGAAGGUGGUCAACCAAGACAUCAAGCAGAUCAUUGAAGGGUGUACCAGGACCAAGAGAGAGACAAGGUACAAUGUAAAAGAACUUCUACAACACGACUUCUUCUUGGAGGACUCUGGUGUGAAGGUUGAGGUGGUGAAGCCAGAGGAGGGUGAGGUUGAGGGCAGUAUCGUACAGCUGAGGGUGAGGGUGGUCGAUCCCAAGAAGCGCAAAGACAAACACAAAGAGAAUGAGGCAAUCCAGUUCGAUUUUGAUAUUUCUAAAGACAUUCCUGAGGAGGUUGCGCAAGAAAUGGUCAAGUCCUCCCUCCUACCCGAGGAGGACAUGCGUGUCGUCGGCAAACAAAUCAACAACUGCGUCACCCAAUUGGUCCGAGAACGCGACCGCAAGAAGGAAGAGAAGGAACAAGCGAAUCAACAACAGCAACAACAACAGCAGGCACAGCAACAACAGAAUGACGGAAUGCCCCCUGUCACGUUACAGCAACAGUCGUCAUCGAUGUAUCCUGCGAAGACGACCGAAACUUCGAAUGUGAGCGAUAGCGGUGUGAGCAACCUGUCAUCUGAGUCGAGUCAUCCAAGCAGUCAGAUCUUCUAUUCAUAUCAGCAGAUCCCACCCCAACCGUACUCCCAAGCGUUUUCUACCGGGGGUCAGUACCCUGGCUACCAGCAGAUCCAAGGCCAACAGUUCGGCCAAAUGCAGAGCACUAACAUUCCUCCGGCGACCACCGGUCAGAUGUAUCAACAGUAUAUGGCAUUCCCGCAAGGAUUUCAAUCACAGGUUGGAGGACCCAUGCAGGCACUGUACAAUCAAUCAGCAGUCCCGUUCCAUGCGGGCAUGAGUAGUGAUCUGAGAAGUACCCCGCAGAUGCCGAGCCAGCCCAUGUCACCACCAGUCUUUGUGCCAGGAUCGCAGAGUACAUUCUCACCGGUCGUGCAAGCUGCUCCGGUCGCCAGUCAACCGCAGGUACCUAUAGCCACGCAGACCGUCCUACCAUUGGUCAGCUCACGGCCUCAGACACCUAACGCGGGGACGAGCCAUCCAGCAACUGUCUUAUACAAACCAGUGCCUGUCUAUGGAAUCCACUUGUCUGACAUGGUCAUGGGGCAGAUGUCACCGUCACAGUCUUUCUCUACUCUUCAACCUGUCGACCCCACUACUGGCCACGCAUCCACGGUCUGCAUGUCGCCGAUCCCAACGAGUAUAAACCAGGCACCGACGGGCCAGAUCCACGCGGUCGGCACCUUCCACCCUGCUGUGUCUCAACCACUUCCGGGGACGGCCACGCCACCUAUACUUGCUCCUCAGCAUGGCCAAGUCGACAACCAACAGCAGUAUGGUCAGCAACCGGUGCCAUAUCAAAUUCAACAGAUGAUGCCGCAGACAUCCUCUCAACAACAGCCUCAGCAGCCACAACCACAGAUGUCCCAGCAAAUGCAACAGCAAGCCCAGCAACAGGUUCAACAGCAGAUGCAACAGCAGAUGCAGCAACAGGCACAACAGCAAAUGCAACCGCAGACCCAACAACAGUUGCAACAGCAGGCCCAACAACAAAUGCACCUGCAGCAGCAGAUGCAAGCCCAUGCCCAACAGCAGUUGCAGCAACAGGCCCAACAACUGCAUCAGCAGGUCCAAGCUCAGCACAUGCAACAGCAGGCCCAGGCUCAGCAGCAGAUCCAGAUCCAACAGUCUCAGCUGCAAUCUGGGCAGGUUCAGCAGCCUCAGCAGACACAGCAGCAGGCACCAGCCCAACCACAGGGGCAUCAGUCUUCAACAGGGCUUGCAGGACAGACGACGACUGCUGAUGGUGAAACACAGAUUACGCGUGACAGUGAUGAAGGAACUACGGUGGAGAAAGUGAAGAAGAAGAAGGUGAAGAGGAAGAAGCAUCACAAGUCUGACCUGCCACAUCUUACGGUGCUAAGUGUCCAAACUGACGAAGGGGAACAAAUGGUUGAGUGUCGGAUGGAGACGGACAAGACCGUCACGUUCCAGUUCAAUCUUGAAGAUGAUCAGCCGCAGGAUAUUGCAGAUAAUCUGGUGAAUGAGGAUUUGCUGCGACUUCAACACGUUGACAUGUUUCUUGGUCAAGUGAAGAAUAUGAUUGGCCUGGUGAAAGAGAAUCCCGAGGCGUCCAUCGGCACGGAGCUCAAGGCUGCAGAGUCACCACAGAGUAGUCCAACGACGCGUCGCAAGACCGAGGGGGACAUCAAUAUCAAAGGAGAACAACAGGAGUACGAGAGCAAGAAGAAACUGAGCUUCGAUGGUCAGUUAGACUCGGCACCUGUGGAGAAGGAUGAGAGCAUGCCACCAUCACCUGUCCAGCCGUCAGAAUCGACCGUUGUUAAAGCUGAGGGCAGACAUAAGAAAUUCAUUGUCACCCCCGUCACAGAGUCGUCUGCUCCGCAACCUGAUCCAGGAUCGCCGUCCAUUCAACAUGCAGAAACUGUGGUAUCAUCAACUCACUCACUCCCGUAUCCUGAUGGUAGUGCCAAGCAGAUGACCAAAGCACAGAAUAUCGGGUAUCAUCGGUCGACGUCGAGUCCUAAUAUGACAUUCGAGGAUCCUGUGACAAGUGUACAAAUGGAGAGUGUGAGACAGAAACUGAGCCAGCUCGAAUCACAGCGGAAGACUGUACCGGCGGUUGUGGAAUUGCGGGGCGAAUCUUAUUCUCAGAAUGUCAGCGGGACGCAGACGCCUGCUUCAGAUGUUGUUAAGGUUUCCACCCCAACUUUGAGUGUUGCUGAUGGGAUGGCGAUGCAUCAAUCAACAGCACCAGGCGGAACUGUGGCACAGCCGAGUCAGCAGAAUCUCAUGCAGAAUCAAAUGCAAGGCUUCCCGGUGAUAUUCCAGAAUCAGUAUGGACAGUAUGUCCAGGCGUGGUAUCCGUCAGGAAUUCCGCUCAUCUCACCGGGUCAGUUCAUGCCGUCGAUGCCUGGUCAGGGUGCUGGAAUGCCUGGGCCGCCAUCAUCCCAGCCAACGUCACUCACUUCGGCACAGAUUCAAGCCCAGAUGAUGAAUGCACAGAUGCCAAAUACAAACCAAGUCCAGCCUCCAAGCCAACAGCCAGUGCAACAGUCGGGGAUACCAGCUGGUUCACAAGUCCCGGCCCAGGCCACUACGACGAUCAGUGCAAGUUCUGUGCCGAGUACUCAGACAACCAUUGCCACAGCUGUGCCGGGAUCAACGUUGAAUCAGCUUGAGGGCUCUACACAACCGCCUGCUUCUUCUUCCAUCACUCCAAGCCAAUCCCAGCAACAGCUUCCACUGCCAAGCCAACCACCGAGUCAAGGAGUGCCCCUUUCACCAAGCUCCCAGAGGAAAUUCGAAGCCACCACAUCAGAGGCUGGGCCGCCUGUUAACACACCGAGCAUUCACGGUCAACAGUCACCUCAACACAUUCCAGCUCAACAGACAGUUGCAACCACUGGGACCAAACCCCAGACAACCAACACACAAUCUGAUAACUCGUCUGUCACAGCACCUACACCUUUGAAACCCAAGGAGAUCAAGCGUCCACCUGAUUUGGCUAACCUCGAACAGGCGCUUAUAGAGAAGCUGCACACUAACAGAAAGCAACCUGGCUCCAUGCCUACAUCUUCCAGCGGACACAGCGGGCAUGAGCUUCAGACACCACAUCCACCGCUUCUGACGCCCACACCUAACCAGCCUCAGCAGUUCUUAGUACAGUCAGUGGCUGGUGGGCCAUUACAAGUCGUCACAUCGAGCGCUCUGCCAGCUGGUUUCAAGCCUGUACCCUUGCCCACGUCUACCAGUUCGAAUCAGCUCCUAACUGAUGUAAGUGCCAUGAGUAAUAUUGUCCUGUGUGAAUAUGAUUCAACUGUAGCAGGAGAACUUCAUCUCAGUGAGGUCCAAAGAGUCGAAGAGGGUAGAUUCCUGAUUACACCGAUCAUCGAUGAAAUUUCACAGGGUGUAAGAUAUACUGACCAGGACAUAAAUGAGGGCUCACCAACAUCAUACUUGAAUGAAAGGGGUGGAUUCACCAUCGCUCUCAAUGCUUCAGGGGUUGCGAGUGGCCAAAAUGAACCAAGCAUGACCAGUGCAUCGACUGAGGGUUCCUCCCCAGUCCCUGCUGCGCCAUCUUCUCCACCUCUGUCCUCUGGUGCACCUGGCUCUAUCCCUCCUCCCACAACGUCCGGUCUCCCUUCCACUUCCUCCCUGCACGAUACCCCCACCCCCCCUGUCAUUGUCCCUCCACACCUCCAGCAUCUCCUCCCAACCUCUAUGACUGGCAAACUUCGGCGCGGGUCUGUACCUGCCAUCAAUCUUCAUGCACAGCUUGCCAAGGUGUUACAAACACCACACGAGCAUGUUUUGGCUAAUGUACCACAUCUAUCUGAAGCGAUCGGUCUAACAUAUGAGACGAAAACCGUUGGUGCAACCGAUGCUCCCAAAAUGACCUCUCAUCCUGAUCUCUCCCACCCUAACCGACAGCACAUGCACAGGCACUCUGUAGCAGUUGGUCCUGGACUCAGCCAAGUAGGUCUGUCCUGCAUGCAAAGUGGUCAAGUGGAGUCGUUCGAGGCUGUCGGUGUACCCUCACCGUUAUCAUCAUCCGUACCAAUGACAACAUCUCUCUUGGCGAUAUCAUCUCCCUCUGCUGCCACAGCUCUGUCUACUCUACCUGAAUCCGUGUGCUUGGAUGCAACCACGGUACCAGACAAUCUGGGGCCGCCCGGAUGUGAACCGUCGACUGAUACCUCUAGUGGGACAAACCAGGUUGGUGUGUAUGAUCGGCCUGGCUCCGCUCCCAUAUCUGAUGGUGCUCCAAACCUUAGUGAUGAUGAACUAAGUGAUCCUGAUUUGCUCAAGCUCAAGCUCAGACAUAAACAAGAGGAAGAAUCGUUAAAAGGUCGCCAAGCCCAAGAGAUUGCAGACUACAAAGCCAAGAAACGGCAACUAGUCAAUGAUAAGCCGCUACAGUCUUGCCAGCCUGACGCUACGUUGUCUACACAAACAACGACAACAACGGCAGUGGCCUCGUCGUCGAUGUCAACCGUAACCGCAGAGGAACAUCAUCGCACAGUGAUGAAUCUCAGCCGCCGGAAUUCUGAUAAGGAUGCUGGGUCAGGCGCAUCUACUCCUUCUCCUCAAGAUAGUCCAGCUCACCUUCCCCUGCCGAAUCCAUUGGUGCACGCCUCAACAUCACAACUGCACCUUGAGCCCGCUUUAAACUCGGCCGCAGUCCUCCCUAGUCACUAUCCUCAUGCUCAGCAAAUGAAACCGGUUAUGGACGGCAUUCCUAAGACAAAGACAAUUACGGAAGACAUGUUGAAGUACGUUGAUUUAGGCAAGGAGCGGAGUAAGUCCGUGUCAGAGCGGAAUGAAGCCAAGCCGAAUUUAAACCAGUUGAAACAGAUGCAGUUACAACAUGAUUUGAAGAAUAGUUUAAAGCAACAACAGAUGCAACAGCAACAAAUCACCCGGCCGCCUGCUCCUUCACAACAACAACAACAACAACAGCAAAAUGUGCGACGGACUCAAAGUUUGAAAGCUGAAAGUCGGACUGUGUAUCAACAUAAUUGUGAAUCGGGCACGAAUUCGCCGACUCCACAGUCAACGCCGAAAGGACAUCGAAAAAAUGCUACGCAAACGCAGUCGCCCCAGCUUCAGGCAUCUGAAACGGUGGUGACGCCACCAGCGAUGGCUCAGCCUGCUUUCGUGAAUUUUCCACAAAAUUUCGGUAGUCCUACUCAUUCUGUGAAUCAGCAAGGCCAGUUCAGUGGUCAGGUGAUACCGUAUGGACCUUAUCCUGCGUCAUUCCCCCAGCAACUGGGACCUGGCCAACAGCCCCAGAUGCAAGGCCCGUACUUCCUACCCGGAGGUCAGGGCGGGGGGUUUUGGGUUCCGCAGUUUGUGCAACCUAACCAAGCACAGAUUCCAGGAACACAGCCUCACAGUGACAAUCCAUCGAAUAAGUAGCAGAGACUCGGACAGUAGCUUGUGCAACUCUUUACGGCCUAUGCCUUUCUCUACAACCAAGUGCUUUCAGGUGUAUCAUUAUAUCUCACUGUGUCUCUGUAUCUUGUCAGCAACGCACGCUGUUAGUAAGUCUCAGUCAUGAGGGAGGUAUGCUGCUCUUGUAAAAGGUGGCUUUGAUGCUGAGAGGAACUGAUUGCUCCUGUGAGGGAUCAGUGAUCGCAUGAGAAACAGCAAGGUUGAUAAAAACAGGUGCUGUUUGUCACAGUCAGCUAAGACUCUGGCAGAACGUCACAACUUAUGCCAGUGGCCAAGUUGGGGUUCAGUUUCCCAAUCGUGAUAAAUGAGCAAGUGAUUCUAAGUUGUAUGUGUGUGCCUCUUAGGGGUAGACUGGGGAAAGUGAAAGGCUCAUUUCAUCAUAGUUAUGUUGAGCAGUGACAGACUGUGUUACUACUGGUGUUGGUGGCAUUUGGUGAACAUAUCAAGUUCGUGUCGUUUGAGAAGUGAUGGAGAGCAGUGGUCUCUAUAUAACGAGAAAACUUCCUCUGGACCAGCUGUCAAAGUGACCAGCUGUCGAUGAGACUUACUAAAAGUGGCUAUUGUAACCAUAUUGCUGAUAUAGAAGCUUGAGCUGCACACAAGAGGUUGUGGGGGAGUGGUAUUAGUGGGACUUUUGCUGAAGUUCAAGAUCAUUCCAUGUAUUGUAUAGUGGAUGGCAUUCAGUGACUAUUAAGCAGAUUUGUAACAGAUGUUUUGCCGAGAAUUCUAGAAGUGUGUAAUCUUUGAUUCUUCAAGCUUGACUGUUCGGAUGCUUCUAGAAUUCUCGCUUGGUGAUACGGCCCGAUUGUAAAGUUACCAAUUCGGCUGUAAAUAAUCAUACACGUAAAUAUGCACAUAUUAAAUUAUUGAUACUCUGAUUAUAUUCUACGUAACCGAGGAUAUAUGUCGAAUCUUGGCACAGAUUUAGGGAUUUGAAUCGUUCCUGCUUAUUGUGCUGCUGACUUGUGCAUAUCGCCCUACGCCGCAUAUUUGACCUCCUAUUGGCAGAUCUCGGUAUCAUAAAUACGAAUCGCAUUAUUCAGAUAUCAAGCAAGUAUUACCUUCAUAUGUGUACAUUUGGCAAAAAUAAAAUGUUCGAGUGGAGCAUUUUGCAGUCUGAUCGAGAGGAACAAACUCUCUUCUCUGUGAGAAUUGGAAAGUGCAUAUUUCAAAUUGAAAUAUUUGGUGCUCAUUAUCCUCUUUGAUUUGGAACGCUCAUCUUUUAUCAGAAGACAACGAAGUGUUAUUUGGGGGGGGGGAGAAGGAUGGAGUUUUGUGUUGAUAUUUGGCGGCGUGGGUUUGGAAAUGAAAUGAUUUUAUAAAACUAGAUAGUCUGUAAGGAGUCUAACCAAAGAGGUGACUGCCAAUAAGUACUCUUUUUGACAACAAAAAUGAUAUUCCUUGAUGGAUUUUGCAAAGUGCGUCAGGAGCACAUUCGAUGUUGGUAAAAAUCACCAGCAGACUCCAAAAUUGGAGAAAAAUAUUUACCAAAAAAAAAAGGGACUUUUUUGAGGUUGGCAAGCCAUAUUCCUUACUGCAUAUCAAGUAAUUUCGUAUGGUUUGUCUGAUCUACUUCAGUAUUUCUUUGCCUUUGCAUGACGUGUAUUUCGAGAAGUAGACCUACAAUGCCAGUAAAAUCAUUUUGUUUCCAUAGACCUGUCGUUGAAUGUCUCGGGAUGGAUGGAGAUUUUUGUACUUUCUCUGGCGAUGAGGGCAAAAAUGAACAUAAACACUACAUCUUUCAUUGACAGUUUGGUGUGAGUUCAGAAUUGUAAAAAUCUUGAUGAUCUUACACACUUUGAUGUGUUGCUUCCUUUGUGCUUGCUGGUUCUGUUUACGUGUGAACGUUUGUUUCUCAUCGGUACCAAUGUUAUUCGAGGUCUGCUAUUUAGAUAUUACAUCCAGUUUGGUGUGUAGGGACACCACAUCAGUCGGCAGUGUUGCACCCGAUAUAUGACUGAAUGCGGCAUACUGAUACUCCACACAUUGCCUCCGUGUAACUCGUAUGUAGAAUUUGCCGAAUGUCUUUCAUACGGAACUUUAUGCACUCGUGUGGUUUCCUUUUGUGGCGUGCUGACGUAGGGGAUACCACCCACAAUAGUCAACAUCUGAGUCGACUUGUGUUUGUCAGCUCUGUUCCGCUAGCUUUCUUAUGAUACUUUUGAGCCACAAACUUAUCAAUAGGUUAAUACCAGAUCACAAGCGCAAUCAUCAACCUCUAUGUGUUGAACUUGGGGCUUACGAUAUCGAAAAAUGACCUGACCAGAACAACAUAGUUGAAAUGACUUGAUGUUCUGGCCCUUGUUCAAGGGCAGAAUAUCUUGAAGCCCAUCAAGGUCGAGCUGUAUUCAGGUUUGUGUUCACUGAGGACAACUCUGAUAUUGGUGAAUAUGUAAUGAGGGAGCCACCAGUAAACCAAGAUGGUCAAGGCGCUUGAGUGUUCACUUGUAAGAUCGGUUGAUCAACAUUACCACUGUGGCCAUGUUUUGUGGCUCAGAAAUAUUCAACAAAACAAUCUUGACGAUAGAAUGGUCAGCACGUUUUCUCCUUUGUAAAUAAACAUUUGAUUAAAGAGAAGUCGGCCUGUAUUUUUUUAUGGACUUUGGUUGAGCGACGAACUGCACUGUGACUUUUGUUGUAAAUUUCAUGUCAGACUGGUGCUUGUAGCAAUUUCGUAGCCAUUUUUUUGUUUCGUAGAGGAUAUUAGCCGUGCGGCUGGACCUUAUUUAUGGAGCUUUAUGAUGCCACAAUAGCGUAUUAAUUUCAUUUAAUCAAUUUUCUACCUCCUAAUUUAAGUUGUAGUCUUGAGACUUGAAAUUUAAUCAAAAGUUACUCUUGAUUGCAUCCCUAAGGACAAGGCUGCUUGGCCUUAGGUCAAGGUUACUUGGUCUAAGGUCAAGGUUACUGGCUGCAAGAGGGUGCACAGUAGACAGGGCCCAAUUGAUGCCGUUGGUGGGAUGUGAAGCUUCCCAGUUGAGAUUUUUGGCCGAGUUAACUUUAUUGAGCUGAAGAUGAAGUCAGGCUAGCAGAAUAUGAGCCAUCUAUCGAAUUUGUAACUGAUCUGAACGUUGUUUUUGAGGAAAUGGCCAUCCUCAGUUCAGGAAGUUAUAACUGGUGGGCAAUAUUUAUGUGAAACAUAUCAAGCAAAGAAUGCCGGGCUGUUUCUGGUUUAUAUCGAUAUCUGUCGUUAUUUGCUAAGUGCUGGUGUGUGUUACCUUCAGCUUGAAAUGCUUUGUUUCACGAGUGUCCGAGCGUGUUCUUGUCGGAAAUGAACUAAGGUGUGCCGGCCUGCGACGGAACAGCCGUACCUCUCAAACUUGUAAGCUGUAAAUAGAAUUUUUAGUCCCAGGUAAUUUUGAAGCAUAUGAAAUGUUUGUGAACGAUUCUUCAUGCAGACUGCAUUUACUUAAUCACUCAGAAUGCUCAAUUUUUGAAUAAAACUCUGCUUUGAAACUUAAUAUCUGAAAACGUCAGACGUGACAAAAAUCAAUUUUUCGUUGUGUUAAUUUCACGUGACUUCUGUAAGUAUUGAUGUUGUAAAUUUCACAGAAAUGUCCGAAAACUCGGUAAAAAAUUCGCCAUUUUAAAGAUUGGUAACAAAUCAUACUUUCGUCAGUUUCGAUUUUCAAGUGCAGUAUGGCUUCAGGUGAAUCUUUCAAGAAGGAUCAAUUUGUGUUGAUUUUACAAAAUAAUACAUGGUGUCCCAAAAAAGGUAAUCCAUAUUUCUUUAGUUUGUUGUACCAAGUAUUACAUUAUAGGCUUGAUGACCUUUAUCAUGAGGUUGGAAUGAAGAUUUAUUAGCUUGCCAUGGCAUUAACUUAAUGAGGAUACCUUUGGAAAGUUGAUAGUCCUGUUGCAUAGUUACAGACACAGACGCUAUGAGGUGCCACAGUAGCUGGCGGAUGAGCUCCCCGAAGGGAGGGAUGAUAUAUCGAAUCAUCUUACUAACCUAGGAUAUAUGGAAAACCUGUUUUUGGGUCACCCUGUACUGUGUCCCAUCGAAUGAGUAAUUAAAGGAUUAAGUGGUUAAUUGGUUUUGAUUGAGGUUCAUAUUUCGAAUGUUAUCAUCAUCAUUAUGUGUGUUUAGUUUGCACGAGGGGCAUUUCACAGUAGUGGUAUAAACUGGUCAUAAAACUCAAGAAUCUGAUGUAGAUUCCCCGAGAAGUUGAAUACUCUUCAUUCUACCAACAAGAUUAUUUGGCAAAAAUUCACCAGAGCUUUCGAGAAACAUCCAUUCCUCGGUGUCAUUGAUCUUAGGCUGUAGAACGCCGGUGUACACCGAUUCACAGAGCAUUGUGAUGGGGUGAUAUCAUGAACAUUCUGAUCGAGUUCACUUGCAGAUGUCUUGAAGAUAUGUUCCAACUGCUGUGAAAUGGUCGCGUCUCUUGAUGUACUGAUUGCCAUGUAGACGCAUAAUUCAUAUAGAUCAUCUUGUAUAGAACUGCUGAUAUUACCCUUGCCAGUAUAAUGGAAUCACUUGAUUGACACAUUACGCCACUUGGUGAUUUCUUUCAAGACCCAAGAACAGCACUUGUAGUGCAAAUCAUAUUUUCAGGUGCAAUAAACUCCUGUCUUCUAAAUUUUGCCUAUUUCCUGUAAUAAGAAAUUAAUCAAGAUGAGCCGUUUUCAAUUUCCGAAUCAUUCCAGAGGUUCUCAUAACAGUAUUACACCAAUUUUCAUGAUAUUUCAGCCAAGCAUAACAGCCUUAUUUCAAAUUAAGAAGGAUACAGUUCAUAAUCACUCAAUGAAUAUCGUUGUAAUUAGUCAUUGUAAUUAGGUUUGAUAAUAUCUGCUUUUGAGUUAUAAUGUUCAGCACUCAAUAUUUCCAAUUAUUCAUGUUGUUGGUGUGGUGUUCUGGUGUUCACCUUAUCAAAGGGAUGGAUAACCUCAAAGCUCUUACAGGACAAACGUUGUCAGAAAAAUAUUUCAAUCCCAAGUGGGAAGUUAACGUAAAAUCGAUCCUCGGACUCGAAAAGAAAAGUUGUCAUAAUGAAAAAAGGCAUGUUCAAUUGAGACAAAUUUUUGGUGUGGUUAUGACUGUCUGGAGGAAUGUUUGUGCUGAUAAUCAGCAAUGUUAAGCUGAUAUGGUUUGAAAGCUAGUAAGCAAUGUAUAACAUUUCCAUUCAGGUAUUUACUCCAAUAAAUGAAUCAUUUGGAGAAAUAUCCGUGUGUUCUUUAAGAGUUGAGAGGGUGAUUCCACCUGUUGGCAGAUGUGAUUCCUCCCUGUGUUUCGUAUCAAGUUGUAUGGGAGUGGCUAUUAUAUAAUCUGUAUCAGAUCAGGAUGGCUAAUGCCCAGAGCUUACUGAAAUUAUUUUUCUACAGCUUAGCCUAGAAACAGCAGUCCAUUUCAUUUCUUGGCAAACUUUGACUGUUAAAUGGAGUUUUGUUUCGACAGCUGUUUUAAAACUAGUGUAUAAUCACUUAAGUUCACAUCAGUUUCAGUUUUGAUAGUGAGUGUAUUAUGGUUGUGAAGAUCAAACUGGCAUAGGUACAUAAUGUCUGUGGGGUGGUCUGUAAAAACCCUUCAAAUCAAAGAAGGCCAAUAAAGGCUAGAGUCGCGGCCACACUCGGUGAGACAAAAUGACUUUAGAUACUGAAAUAAGUGACUUUACAGAUGCGUAUAUUGAGACGUAUGUCGUGUUUUCUGGGCUAUGCUGUAUGGUGCUUGUGUACAUACUACCUGUAUGGCUUGCCUGAAGUCGGUGUCACCAUAAGUUGGUCUGUUUCAGUUGGUCUGAUAUGAAUUUGUGUAUGUUGAGGUCCCGUUGGCAUCGUCAAGCUUGAGGUGGUCUCUGUUGGCAUUAAGGUAUAGUUUGACUUAGUUCCCGUUCAUUCAUGCUACCAGGAAGAGUUCGUGAUUGGGUAAUCUUAAUGAUAUUGUUGUGUGGCUUUAAGAGUUGCUUCAUUUUAGAAAUAUGCUAAGACCACCUGGGGCCUAAGUUGUCUGAUGGGUGCAUUCAUAUCAUAAGCUUGGAACUUUUCGCUCAUUGCAUAUUUUUGCUCAUGCACUUCAACUUAUAAAGUAGAACGGAACAGAAUAAAAGAACAAUUCAUUCAUUUGAUUGAAACAACUUCAGACGAUGUUGUGUCUCAGCGAAGUGUGCUUGAAGAUUCCUUAAAGAAAACAGCAUUUGAGGAGUUGAAAGGUGUGUGUUGUUUGGCGAUUUAAUACUAUUGUGUCAUUCAGGAUGAAAAAAAACCAUGGUUUGUGGUAUAACUAAUAGUCAGGAAGCAGAAAUAACAACAAUAAUAUGCCAGAAUGUUAAGAUCAAUAUUUAAUUCAUUGAAUGCUAAUAUGUCCAGUUAUCACAAUAUGUAUGAAUGUAAAAAAGUGUACAGAUUUGGGACUCGGUUCUUGUAAAUAUUGAGCACCGAACGAAGCUUUGAAAUACAUGGGGCAUUUUCAGCAGUUUCUUGGUGCUCGCAUAUUCACACACAGAAACUUAGCAGCAUGAGUUGUUUGUUGUGUAGAGAACUUGGGGGAUUUCAGGUGAAUAAACAUAUUAUACUAACAACUGCAGACGUGGUUUGUUGAUUUUGGUACAAAUGUAUCAAGUCACUGAUGGUAAACGAGUUUAUAUGUUGAUCGAAAAAGAUGAAACCAAAAAAAAUUUGCCAUGAAUGUGUGUGCACCAAGACUGCAGCAAAUGCAUCGAAGUCUGUGAUUUUAAGUUGAAAUAAGAUCCAUUGCCUUUCUUUCUUCACUUUUGUAUUUCUUGGCAGUUACUGUGAUGUUGAUAUGUUGAUAUGUUCAUGACUUUCCACAAGGAGGCUUCAAGACAGAUUCCUCACAAACUAUCAAUUUGAACGGGAGGUUUUCCGUCAGACACUUCAUAAAAUACAACAGGAAAAUUGAAUUUCUAAAAGUGUUUUUAUGUUGUGCUGUCAAAUCACUCAAAUGUCGUAAUUUACCAUUCGCUAUCUUCGCCUUCGAGGGUUAACAUUCAUGAAUUGAUCUGCUCAAUCACAAUGAGCUCAUCAGAACUGUGAUUAUGUCAACCUGGAUGGCCAUUCAGUCACGUUCCCGUUGAGUAUAGACUUGAAAUAUCAAAUAGUUGGACUGAGGUGAUGUUGGUAAAGCUUUCACUUUUUUUGGAACUGCGGAGUCUUGAAGGUUUCAUGUUGGGCUCAUUCGGUUUUGGGAUCACACGUUCGUUCUAUGAUUCAGUUUCAAUUCAACGCUUGUCGAAACUGUGUAUCAUUUUUGUACACAAUCCAAACGUUGCAUUUCCUAAAUAAGUAAACUUGUAAAAUAUGCACAUAAGAAAACUGGAACCAUCCAAUUAAACUGUUUUAAAGCAA